UGCUGUGCUGUUGUUGUUGUGCUGGAAAUUUGCAUCCUUGCUAGAAAAGCAUUUGUUGUUUUGCUGCUGCUGCUGCUGUUGCUGUUGCUGUUGCUGUUGCUGAUUUGCAAUAUUUGCACUGCGUAUCGAAACGAUCCGAUAUCAUGGAGGAAGAGGCCAACACUUCCGCGGCAACGAUUAUGCUGAUGGGUACGCCAACGCAGCACGACUUCAAAUGGACGCACGAGCGGUGCAUGCUGCUGCUGCACGAGUACGAUCUGCUGAAGGACAAGUUUAAGGAUCGCAAGCACAAGAAGAAGGACCUGUGGGCGGAUAUCAGCUUGAAGUUUAAGAAGAUCUACGCGUAUGAUCUCGAGUGGGACGUUGCGUACAAAAAGUUUCGGAAUCUCAAACAAACGUUUGAACAGGUGAGAGCUAAACUGCAACAGCAAGCCAUUACCGGACAGUACAGCAAUCGUCCGAAAUGGCCGUAUUUUGAAAAAUUUCAACAAAUACUCGACGAUCCCGUCGUGACAUCGUACAGCUAUGCCGAUCAUCAUCAGCAGCAGCAGCAACAGAACCACCUGCUUCAUCACACCGACGAGCCAGAAGACGAUCAGCACCCUCAUCAUCAUCAUCAUCAUCAUCACAAACACAUGCAUCCGCUUCUGGAUCCACCCACCACCGGACAGGUGUUGGCCGGGGAGGAUUUCACGGAAACGCUCGUGACGGUUUUCCCGAUGGGCGAAGAUCUCGAAAUACCUGUCCAAUCUGCCGAGGACAGUGAGGACGACACGAAAGUGGACCCGAAGGAUAUAGUCGUCCAAACGGCAAUUAGCGAUGGAGAAGACGCGCAAAAGGAUGAAAAGCAUGACCACAUAGAAGGCGAUGUCGAAGAGAAGCAGGAAGACGAACCAAUUUUAGUACAGCAUGGUGAUGAUGAGCUGGAAGAAGCACCGCACAGGAAGCGUUUCCGGCGGCUCAGCGCCUACGAACAGGAGCGGUUAAUGAUCGAGCGUGAAAAGUUGGUCACGUUGCGCGAGAUUCAGCGUGGCAUCGAGUGCAAAAACGAUAUACUGCGUGGGAUAUUGCACGUGCUGCAGUCCAGAGUAUGGCAGGCGCAUCCGGCGAUGGAUUGACCGGGAGCUGGAGACCAAUUUCAAUGUGCAAAGUACAAAAAAUGCGGACAUUUGAAUGUAUGUGUGUGUUUGUGUUGUAAGUAGUUUUAUUGUAAAUUAAUAUUCAAUUAUCUACACCGUAUAAUGGCGCCAUUAGGUUUUUAAUAUUUCAUGCAAGAAAACGACGUGGCGAAAUACGAAUCAAACGAA
Molecule: messenger RNA, 1307 nt
Organism: Anopheles moucheti
Lineage: Eukaryota; Metazoa; Arthropoda; Insecta; Diptera; Culicidae
Exons: 2
Coding region: 144-1118 (324 amino acids)
Source: RefSeq, a predicted model, not a curated record